Messenger RNA from Cornus florida, 603 nucleotides. Its product is annotated as zinc-finger homeodomain protein 10-like. The coding region runs from base 1 to 603 and encodes 200 amino acids. Lineage: Eukaryota; Viridiplantae; Streptophyta; Magnoliopsida; Cornales; Cornaceae. The record is from RefSeq and is a predicted model, not a curated record. Gene Ontology annotation, cellular component: nucleus. The transcript has a single exon. Gene Ontology annotation, molecular function: transcription cis-regulatory region binding; DNA-binding transcription factor activity. Gene Ontology annotation, biological process: regulation of developmental process; regulation of DNA-templated transcription.
AUGGCAACUAACAAUAUUGGUGCAGCUGCUAGGUCAGAGAUUGUUGUUAGGUACAGAGAGUGCCGCCGAAACCACGCCGCACCAAUCAUGCGCUACGCUGUGGACGGGUGCGGUGAUUUCACUCCGGCCGGGGAGGACGGAACCCCGGAGGCAUUACUCUGUGGGGCCUGCAGUUGCCACCGCAGCUUCCACAGGAAGGAAGUGCAGGAGCUGCAGCCACCUCCUCUCCACCGCCACCCCAUCACCACCUUUCUUCCUCCUCCGCCACCAAUACCACAACCCCAUGUUGCAACAUACAAUGAUCCGGUGCCACAGGAUGAGGUGAGGCCGGGGGAGUGGCUGGACGGAGGGGAGAUCGAGGAGGAGGUGGGGGCGUCGGGGAGGAAUAAGAAGGGGAGGACGAGGCUGACGCCAGAGCAGAAGGAGCGGAUGAGGGUUUUUGCAGACAAAUUGAGUUGGAGAGUGCAGAAGUAUGAUCGUGAGGAAGAGAUUGGAAUGUUUUGUGUGGAGAUUGGGAUCACACCACAGAUUUUCAAGAAUUGGGUCAACAACAACAGGCACAAGAUGGAAAAUGGACAACCAUCUUCGACUCCAAAGUGCUAA